GAUUGUUUUGCUUCUAAAUUCUAUUCAUUCAAUCUUUACAUUUAUAUUUAUAUCUUUUUACACUAAAUUUUUUCGAAGCCAGCCUUCGAUAAUUGAUAAAUACUAAAGAUGCGUUUCUCGAACCUCGCAAUCUUUUUCUCGCUCUCGGUAGCAACUCUUGCAGCACCAACUGAUACAAUCAAACGCGCUAGCACAAAAGCCACAAGUGCUAGUGUUCUCACCGCGGGAGACUACAGUUCCUUUCAGGUUUCUGAUGGGGUAGCCGGAGAUGCUCUGGCGGAAGUCAACGCCAAAUUUCCUAUUGACACCUCAAACUUCGCCGGUGUUUCCGCUUCUGAUCUAGCUAUAAUAACCAAAGCAGCUCAAAUUUCCGAAGACGCUGAAGUAGGUACUGGUGGUUUCAACGAUGCGAUUGAUGCUGCAGGUGGAACGAGUUCUACUGCUGGUGCUCCAUUGCAGAUUGGAAAAAUCAAGAACAAGGUUUUGAAAUUACAGACAGAUGUGUUGAGGAUUCAGAUACAGACUGCACAGGGGAAUGCUGGGAGCUCGAGUGAACUUGCAACACAGCAAAAGAAGUUGGCGACGAAUGUUGCGUUGGAUGUUGCGCAAGCGGGGAAAACUAGCAAGAGUAUUAGUUUUUCGGGAACGGAUUAAGCUCGGGGUGUGUGCAGGGUAAUGCUGGAAAUUUAAAUGUGUAUUAAAUAAGUGUGGAAUAAGCCUUCAAGAGAAAAAUAAAAUGAAUAAUAUCAAAGCA
Messenger RNA from Botrytis cinerea B05.10, 754 nucleotides. RefSeq lists its product as hypothetical. NCBI's taxonomy places the organism in Eukaryota, Fungi, Ascomycota, Leotiomycetes, Helotiales, Sclerotiniaceae. The coding region runs from base 109 to 654 and encodes 181 amino acids. The record is from RefSeq and is a predicted model, not a curated record. The transcript is spliced from 3 exons.